AUGUGUAAACCCUAUAAUCGCAAGGCAGCAAAAAACACGUUACGAAAAGCAUGGGGACUAGACAAAGAACUGCAGAUUUCAGAGGUGGACUCCAACCUCUUUCAAUUCAAGUUCCAAUCUGACUAUGAACUUGAACGGAUUCUGAAGGGAGGGCUGUGGACUUUCGACAACCAACUCUUGAUGCUUACUCGGUGGAGAAUAGGGAUAAGUGCUAAUAAUGUAGUUUUGGAGCAUGCAUCACUGUGGGUGCAAAUAUGGGGAGUGCCGUUUGACAUGAUGUCUCCAACGGUGGCGAUGAAGAUUGGAAAAAAGAUGGGAGUGGUGGAGGAUGUGGAACGACGAAGACGGACAGAUGAUCAGAAUUUAUUCCUAUGGGUAAGGGUUGCCUUACUCAUAUCCAAACCUCUCCGUAGAGGUGGUUUCUUGUUGGGAUUGGAUGGGAGAAGGCAUUGGGUAGAUUAUAAGUAUGAAAGGUUACCAUUGUUUUGUCAUUACUGUGGGAUCCUUGGGCAUGAUAUUCGUCACUGCCCACCUCACUUUGAAGCUUCAAAAUAG
This is a messenger RNA of Quercus robur (English oak), 555 nucleotides long. RefSeq lists its product as uncharacterized. The record is from RefSeq and is a predicted model, not a curated record. The coding region runs from base 1 to 555 and encodes 184 amino acids. Gene Ontology annotation, molecular function: nucleic acid binding; zinc ion binding. The transcript has a single exon. NCBI's taxonomy places the organism in Eukaryota, Viridiplantae, Streptophyta, Magnoliopsida, Fagales, Fagaceae.